AUGUUUGCUAUUCGCAGACCCCUGUCUCUGUUUUGUCUCCUUCUACCUGCUUUUGCGCUUCGCUAUGAUCCUGCACACGAGGGCUGGAACCUGAAUCUGAACCAGACUGCGACUGACCCGUUGCACUACUGGGGCCAAUGGGAAAACCAUACCUUUCACCCUUCGCCGAAGAGCUGGCGCUUUCCGUUCUAUUGUCUCACUCUAGAUCGAUAUGUUGACGGUGAUCCUACGAAUAAUGAGGCAAACAGUACUUCAUUUGAGCAUGACUGGACGAGUAAUCAGUUCCGUUUUGGUGGCGAUGCCAAAGGGAUGAUGAACAAUCUUGACUACAUACAGGGAAUGGGGAUUAAGGCUAUCUAUUUCUCUGGUACUCCGUUCAUCAACAUGCCGUGGAGCAGUGAUGGCUUCGGAGCACUUGACUUCACGCUUCUUGACCACCACCACGGUAAGAUCGAGGAUUGGAGAGCUCUAGUCUCUGAAGUUCACCGUCGAGGAAUGUACGUGGUCAUGGAUAAUACCCUCGGAACGAUGGGUGACUUGCUCCAAUGGGUUGGGAACGAGAAUGUCACCGCGCCGUUCGAGUGGAGCGAGUACGACGUUCGUUAUAAGUCAUCUCGGCAAUAUCACGACUUUGCCAUCGGGAACAAUCUCAAUGCGACCUGCAACUACCCGCGUAUGUGGGGAGAGGACGGAUACCCUCUUAGUAAUCAAUCAGUCUUGGAUGCUAUGAGCCGGCCAUGCAGGGAUAGCGACUUCGAUCAGGUCAAGCUGUCACUAUGCCUUCUCUGGAUCAUGCUGACAUUGGGUGUACAGGACCGGCUCAGGACAUGGCGCGAGGAUGUGCUUGACAAGAUCAAUCAUUUCUCGUGCAUGCAGAUCGCGAUGCUAGAUCUGGAUGGGUUCAGAAUGGACAAAGCCGCACAAACACCGGUUGGUGUCCACGCAAACUUCUCCGACUAUCAAAGGCGAUGUGCGAAGCGCUACGGCAAGGAGAAUUUUCUCAUCGUUGGUGAAGUUGUCAGUAAGAUUCCAUAUGCUUCUUUACUCAUUGGCCGCGGAAAGCAGCCAGACAUGCGUUUCGACAAUCAUACGCAGGCAGUUGCAGCCAUCGAUCCGAGGAACGACAAGAACUAUCUCCGAGAAUUUGGAUCCGUUGCCUUGGAUGGAGACGCGUUCCAUUAUCCGUUCUAUGGCGCCAUGACUAGGUUUCUCGGUUUGGAUGGUCCUAUUGGUCUAGAAGGUGUCGACUUCGUGGAGCUCUGGCAUAACCUGCUUCUGCACACUGACAUGGGGAAUGCGUACACCGGCGAAUUCGACCCACGGUUCUUGUGGGGUAUGACCAACCAGGACGUAUUUCGAUGGCCUGCACUCGCCAACGGCACGCAACGACACAUCAUGGGCCUCGUCAUUGCGAAUCUGUUGAUGCCUGGCGCUCCAUUUCAACUCUGGGGUGAAGAGCAGGGAUCAUACGUUCUAGAGAAUCAGGCAAGCGAUUAUGUUUUUGGCCGGACACCGAUGUCUUCACAGCGUGCAUGGCAGCUUCACGGUUGCUAUAAGUUGGGCGAAGAGGUUUAUGUGGAUAUGCCAUUCGAUAAAGCACUCCAUGGGUGCGAAGACGAUUCCGUGAGCCUCGACCAUCGCGACCCAUCGCAUUUCAUGCGCAAUAUCUUCAAGCGCCACUAUGAACUUCGUGACCAAUACGCUGUGCUGAAUGACGGCGCUUUUCUUCAAACACUGUCGCAACAGACUCAUGAAGUCUAUCUCCAUGGCAGCAUGGGCCUGCCAUCGCCGACUGGAAUCUGGAGCGUCUAUCGUGGGCCUUUCCCCGGCGUCCAGGACUUCUCAGCAGCGGGUGAAUUGGGUAACCAAGGAGUGUGGUUCAUCUACUCGAACGACAACAAGACGGUCAACUACACUUUCGAAUGUCAAGAUGCGGCCGAAGGUCUCUUCGCCCCGUUUCCCGAAGGCACUAUCGUCAAAAACUUGUUCUUCCCAUACGAGGAGUACAGACUGGGGACUUCCGCUGCACAGUCGAACCUCAACGGCUCUCGGGGAGCCAGUGGUUGUCUCAGUAGCCUCGAGAUGCAACCAUGGAGCUACAAACUCCUUGUGCCGAAAGACAAAUUCGCGGAACCUCGGCCGACGAUUACGCGCGUUGUCCCUGGUCACGACGCGCGACUUGUGUCUGAGGUACGCGAUGGUGGGCCGCAAACAAUUCCUAUCGAAGUGCACUUCUCUAGCGAAAUGAACUGCGACUCGGCGAAACGAAACUUUUCAAUGCGGUCGACAACCUCUGCUGGACUAGUUGCGCAUCUCAAUACUUCGAGUGUCGUAUGCACCAAGGUACCGGUCAAGACAGAACAGCAGUAUGUUGGUCAAAUCGGUACAGCUUGGGUGAUGAGAGGAGAACUCGAAAACGUCUACGAUGGCAUCCAUGUCUACACACUCAACAACAUCUCCACAGAGUACACCGACCUCUACACCCAAGCGGUAGAUCACUUCAUGUUCCGCAUUGGUCAGCCUGAGAACCCCAUGGUAUUCCCUGCCAGCGCAAAUUAUUCCUCGUCACUCCUUCACCGCGACGAGAAAACAGGAGCGCUCACCGUCACGCAUAAAGCUACUGGUGCUGACAAGUGGCAAUAUACCCUCAACUGGGGUGCAACGUGGAGCGAAUGGCGCGACUACACUUCUGUCAAUGCGAGCAUCACAGAGCAGCCAUGGUCUGGCUCGAAAGAUCAAGCCUGGGAGGGUGAGCACAUUGAGAUUCGUUACUGGAGCGAGAUGACUGGAAGUAUGGAGCACAUUCAGCAUGGCGAUGUCGGCUCCAAAGCUCCUCGUCGCUGGCCACACAUGCACGUCACUGGAGAAUGGAAUCUGUUUGGCUUCGAUUCAGGCUUGCCUGACAAAAUGCACGACACAGGUACUGGUCAGUGGCACUUCGAUAUCAUGACGGAGUACCCAACAGACGUGAUUCUCAGCACAUGGGGCAUCAAUCCAGACGGUCAGCCGGACAAGUCGAAGUUGUACGGCGACGUUGAUCUUGAUGGUGUCCUAGACUGGCUUCCCCCAACCAGUCUGGGGAAGAACGUCAUCAAUAUCACCAACCCAGGGAUGCCAUACGUUGGUGUUAAGCUUAUUGCGAACGAUGGAUACCUACGCUACUCGUACCAGCCUGUCGGGUCCGCGUGGAGACAACUCGCCAUCCUACUCCUCCUGGCGCUCAUCCCGCUCAGUACAGGGUCGCUUGCCAUUUCGCUCUUCCUCAAGUCGUUUUACCACGUCAAGUUCAAUCAUCGUGGUAUAUCCGAGAAGCGGUCUGGCAUCAUGGCCGGGCUGCCAACGUUCUCCAGCGUCUCUAAAAGCGUUGUCACCCUCAAACCGUGGACACAUAAAUCCAAAUCCACGGCUCUGUCGAAUCCCCUGCGUCAGGAAGGUUUUGCCUUGGAGAAUGAGGAUCAGCGUCGGACAAUUCUCAUCGCAACAAUGGAGUACGAGAUAGAAGACUGGAAGAUCAAGGUCAAGAUCGGCGGCUUGGGUGUCAUGGCUUCGCUCAUGGGCAAGAACCUCCAACAUCAGAACCUCAUCUGGGUCGUUCCGUGUGUCGGCGGUAUCGACUAUCCAACAGACACAAUCGCCGAACCGAUGCAAGUCUCCCUUCUCGAUCAGACGUAUACCAUCAACGUCCAGUACCACCGUUUCCAGAACAUCACUUUCGUCCUUUUGGAUGCACCAGUUUUCCGUGCCCAAACCAAAAACGAACCGUACCCAGCUCGUAUGGACGACUUGGAGAGUGCAGUGUACUACUCCGCUUGGAACCAGUGCAUUGCCGAGACCUUCAAACGAUUUCCUGAGAUAGACCUGUAUCACAUCAACGACUACCAUGGUACACUUGCGCCACUUUAUCUUCUAACGGAUGCUGCACCACCGUGCUGUCUCUCGCUACACAACGCCGAGUUUCAAGGGUUAUGGUCCAUCAAACGCCCACAAGACCUUGACGAGAUUUGCAGAACCUUCAAUCUCAGCAAAGAUAUUGUACACAAAUAUGUGCAGUUCGGCGAAGUCUUCAAUAUGCUGCACGCAGGUGCAAGCUACCUCCGCAUCCAUCAGCGUGGCUUCGGUGCCGUCGGUGUCUCCAAAAAGUACGGUAAGCGAAGUUUCGCCAGAUAUCCAAUCUUCUGGGGGUUGACGAAGAUUGGUUCCCUUCCCAAUCCCGAUCCUAGCGAUACUGCACCCUGGAGCAAAGAGGACAAGCUGCCGGAGUCCGUCGACGUUGACACCAACGGCGAAGCACAGCGUGGUAUGCUUCGGACCCAAGCGCAAGAGUGGGCAGGCCUACAUGUCGACCCUGAUGCCGAACUCUUCGUCUUCGUCGGCCGCUGGUCCAUGCAAAAGGGCAUUGAUCUCAUCGCGGAUGUCUUCCCUUCUAUUCUUGAGAAGAAUCUCAGGGCCCAGCUCAUUUGCGUUGGUCCUGUCAUUGACCUCUAUGGGAGAUUCGCCGCUGCCAAGCUGCAGCGUCUUAUGGAGAUGUACCCUGAGCGCGUAUGCUCCAAACCAGAGUUCACGGUUCUUCCACCCUGCAUCUUCAGCGGUGCUGAGUUCGCCUUGAUUCCGUCGCGCGACGAACCUUUCGGCUUGGUCGCAGUCGAGUUUGGCCGAAAAGGAGCGCUCGGUGUUGGCUCUCGAGUGGGCGGUUUGGGAACUAUGCCUGGCUGGUGGUUUACAAUUGAGUCAGUCGCGACCAAACACCUCGUACGCCAAUUUCAGAGGACCAUCAAGGCGGCCAUGGGUUCUACCAAAGAAGUUCGGGCCGAAAUGAGAGCGCGGUCGUCUCUGCAGCGGUUUCCGGUCGCCCAAUGGCUCGAAGGUCUGGAGAAGUUACAGUCGGGAUCGAUCAGAACGCACGCGCAUGUCACGGGAGCACGCGCAUCCCGGAGGUCUGGCGCAAACACACCUGCCAUACCCUCUCCUCUGCCUUCCGCUCCGGGGUCAGCUUUCGUCUCACCCGCCAAUACGCGACCUUCCAGUCGUAGGAUCAGCCGUGCUCCAACCCGAGUCAACAGCCGAGCGACCAGUCCAAUCCGCGAAGAGCUUCCGGUGGGAAACAUUCCAGCUUUGCCCCCGAUCAACACCGCACUUGCUCGACGUUAUCGUCCACAUGCACCAUCAUCAUCAGACGUAUCGGUACCAGGUUCGCCUUCCGAACUUCACUCCGCCAAUAGUGUGAAUGGCUACAAUUUGUUCCCUAUCCCAAGCGCUACUGCAGAGCAGGAGGACUACUUCUCAAACGGUGAUCUAAGAAGAAGCGUGGGCCGUGCAGCUGUCUCACGAAAUAUGUCUCGUCAGAACUCUCAGGACUCGAACGUGUCCCAGUCGUCAAUUGAGGCUCGGCUUGAAUCAGAAGAGCCAGAUCGUGUUCCAGACAGUUCAGGUUCUAUCAUCUCGUCGUCUGCGCAUGGAAUGAGCGCUCAGCCAUCGGUGCUCAGCCUACAAACUGUGGUGGGUGAAGAGAAGAACUAUCGAAUGCAGAAGGUCGAACCGUACUUCACCGACUCGCAAGGUGUCUAUUCAAAGCAGUUCGAGAGACUUCUUGGCGGCCUCAAUGGACGCACUUCGACAAACGAGCUUUGUAUUGAGGAGUUCAUCGCCAGAUCUGAGAAGAACUGGUUCGCCCGAUUCUAUGAUGCUAGGCUCGGCGUGAAGAGAUCAUACUCCAAAGUCGCAAGGGUUCACGUAGAAGAGCUUGCGAGUAGCAGUAGCUCCAACGCUUCCAUCCAGACGGAAACUGCUGUCGAGGACGAGUUCGAGCUUGGGAACGACUACACGCCGCCAAAGGGUCUAGAAAAAAUUGUUCAGUACAAGGUCCGGGACUGGCCUGUGUAUUCCUUCUUCAUCGCGCUUGGCCAGAUUUUAUCCGCAAAUAGCUACCAGGUCACCUUGCUUUCUGGAGAGAUAGGACAGACCGCCAGCAAGCUCUACAUUGUGGCUAGCAUCUACCUGGCUGGGUCAAUUGUGUGGUGGACGCUGUUCCGCACGUUGCAGUCUCGCUGUGUCAUCGCACUCCCUUUCGGCUGCUACGCUCUCGCCUUUUUUGUCCUCGGCAUGGCUCCAUAUGGUACUUCGAUCGUAACUCGAGGUUGGAUACAGAACGCCGCCACCGGCCUAUAUGCCCUCGCCUCUGGUUCAGGCUCCCUCUUCUUCGCGCUGAACUUUGGCUCCGAAGGCGGCACCGCAACGCACACCUGGGUCUUCCGUGCCUGCGUCGUCCAAGGCACACAGCAAAUUUACGUCACAGUGCUCUGGUACUGGGGUGCGCACCUCUCCGCGCUGAGCGCCACCGGCCACAACCCCACCGGUUUUGCAACCAGCCCAUACAUCACGGCCGUAACCACACCCGUCGCUUUCCUGCUCGCCCUCAUCGGCGUAACCCUCUUCAUUGGCCUCCCAGACUUCUACCGCAGCUCCCCCGGCAGCGUCCCCUCUUUCUACAGCGCCCUGUGUCGCCGCAAAAUCAUCCUCUGGUUCUUCGUCGUGGUCGUUAUUCAGAACUACUUCCUCUCCGCGCCGUAUGGGCGUAACUGGCGGUACCUAUGGAGCUCGAAGCUAGUACCGGCAUGGGGCAUCGUGAUCCUUGUGCUCGUCUUCUUCAUCUUGGUCUGGAUUGCUGUCUUCGCCGUGUUCCGGCGCCUCUCCAUUGAGCAUAGCUGGAUCCUUCCUAUCUUCGCUAUUGGGCUCGGUGCGCCGCGCUGGGCUCAGAUGCUCUGGGGGACUUCAGGCAUGGGGUCGUUUAUCCCAUGGGCUGGGACACCCGCGGUUGGCGCACUUCUCGGUCGCGCGCUGUGGCUCUGGCUCGGCGUUCUCGACGCUCUACAAGGUGUAGGCUUCGGUAUGAUUCUACUGCAGACUAUGACGCGCUUUCACGUUGCGUUUACGCUUACGGCAGCACAAGUUGUAGGGUCUGUAGCUACGAUUGCUGCGAGGGCUACGGCGCCAGAUAGGCUGGGGCCUGGGAGUGUGUUCCCGAACCUCGCGCUGAGUAUGGAUGGGCUAAGUGACGCGGUAUUUUGGGUCGCGCUGGUGCUGCAGGGAGUGGUAUGUGUGGGUUUCUUUGCGUUCUUUAGGAAGGAGCAGCUGGCCAAGCCUUGA
Didymosphaeria variabile is the source of this 7143-nucleotide messenger RNA. It is a transcript of the gene ags1, whose product is annotated as Cell wall alpha-1,3-glucan synthase ags1. Gene Ontology annotation, cellular component: fungal-type cell wall. Gene Ontology annotation, molecular function: alpha-1,3-glucan synthase activity. The record is from RefSeq and is a predicted model, not a curated record. NCBI's taxonomy places the organism in Eukaryota, Fungi, Ascomycota, Dothideomycetes, Pleosporales, Didymosphaeriaceae. The coding region runs from base 1 to 7143 and encodes 2380 amino acids. The transcript has 4 exons. Gene Ontology annotation, biological process: fungal-type cell wall (1->3)-alpha-glucan biosynthetic process.